AUGAUAGUGCUCGGGCACCAGGUGCAGGUCCCUGCCUGCCGUGUGGAUGGCUGCUGGCAAGUUGCUAGCUGUGAUUGUGUGGUCGGUGCCCUUUGGGGCGUCGUGGUGGUCGUUGUGGCCGGAUGUGCCGUUGCGGCGGGUGUCGGUCACCAUAAACUAGCAAUGAACUCCGCCACGGAGCCGAGUGGAGGCGUUGUCUGUGUUUGUGGUAGCGAUUGCCCUUCCAGUGUCGAUGGACCGCUUCCGUCGAGGGACUGCAUUGGUCGAACUGGGCUAGUGGCGUCGCCUUCUUGCUGCGGCAGUCCUUUGUCCGUCAUUUCCGGUGCCUGGAGUUGUUUCGUGGGUUUUGCAGGAUCGAGUGCAAACCCGGAUGGAGCCAACUGUUGUGAUAUGUCACCGGAUUAA
Messenger RNA from Lactuca virosa, 405 nucleotides. NCBI's taxonomy places the organism in Eukaryota, Viridiplantae, Streptophyta, Magnoliopsida, Asterales, Asteraceae. The record is from the annotation of a GenBank genome assembly.